AUGGAGACCCAUAUCCAACACAGGAAGCCAGCCACCUAUAGUUUUCCCAUGACCUUUGGAACACCUCUCGUGUUCUGGGUCAAAGAGGAGAACAUGGCAGAUGCAACAGAUUCCAAGAAACGGGGGGCACUGCAUGAGAUGCUGGACCGGGCCCUUAGGCCAUACAAACGUCGAGCUGUGGAGCAGGAUGAAGAUUGGGGCAAACAUGGGACCACUGACAUGUGGGCCAGGGGCCAUUAUGAGCAUGCCGCCCAGGCUGUUGGCGAGGCUAGUGGUGAAGACACAAAUGAGUGGGAGAGGGUUGGCCAGCGGAGCAGCGGCAACUCACCGGCUAGCUCCACGCAGUGCGCAUGUGGCAGCGGGGACGAAACCAUGGAAUUUGGUGGCCGGCACUCUUCAGGUGGCAGUGACUGUCUUGAGCCCACAAGGAUCAUUGCAGAUUGUGAACUUGGAAGGGCUGUGGGUGGCAGUGACAUGGAUGAGAAGCAGGAUGCUGGGUCGUCCAAGGGGUGCGCCCCCAGCCCUGAGCGCAGUCCCAUGUGUUCGGACCAGGGUGUGGAUGAUGCUGACGAUGUAGCUGAGGCCUCUCAGCACUGUGCUGAGGAUGGACUGCUGGAUGGAGGGCUGUCCGGGAAGCAGGGCGAAGGGGAGGCGAGCGCUGAGUCUGCCUGCCUGUCAACAGAGUGCAGUGCCCACUGCUCGCCAGGAGGGGGAUGUGCCGCCAAUGUGGAGGUGUCUGAGGAGGCAGCCGCCUGCCCCGAGGAGCAGGACUGCAGUGAGAAGGUUGCGGAGGCACCAGAGCUCAUGUCUCCUGGGGAGCCUGAGGAUCGCAGCAUGAGCCCUCCCACUGCUGUAAGGAGUGGUGGCAAUGGAGUGGAGAUUGGCGAGGAAGCAACCAGCCCGCGUGGCACAUUCUGUUGCCCGGAAGAAGACGACAGGGGCCCAUAUGUGGGCAGUCUUUUUGAUGAGGAUGAUGGGAACCAGUAUGACGGCGAACAGUAUGGGUCAGCAUAUGGCCAUGAACUCAGCGCAGUGACCGAUCGUGGUGCAUUUGGUGGUGCCACAGGCCCAGACAGUGCCUACAGGCUUAGGGAGCUCUGGGGGUGCAUGGGUUACUACUCCGACAGGAAAAGCAGCCAGAAGGACUUUGUGCUGGAGUGGGCAGGCGACCACCACAAGUUCUUUGACCUGUCCUGCUUGGCCAGCCCCGAGACAGACCCCAGCGUGCAAAGGGCGAGGCUGGCACAGAAUCACAAGGCCCACUCUGUGGACCUUGACCACCUGUUUGAAGUCUUCCAGCAGCCCACCCGGCUGUCGGGCCACAACGCCUACGCCUGCGACCGCUGCAAGAAGCAGGUACCUGCGCAGAACUGCUUCAACAUCUUUGAGCUGCCUGAGAUCUUGGUCAUCCAGAUCAAGCGGUUUGAGAACCGGGGCAAUGGCGAGGGCUGGGAGCGCAACAGCAUGCUGGUCGAAUUCCCGAUCGAGGGGCUGGACAUGUCCCCAUAUGUGGCCAUCAAGCAGGACACAGAGCCAGUGUACGAUCUGUACGCAGUUCUCAACCACUAUGGGUCAGUGCGAAUGGGCCACUAUACUGCAUAUUGCCAGCACUUCAACGGAAAAUGGUACCAUUUUGAUGACGAGUACGUCAGCGAGGUGUCCCCCAGGGUGGUGGUGAGCACUGCGGCGUACGUGCUGUUCUACAGGAGACGAGUGGACGCGCAGAAGGACCCAGAGGACAUCGUGUCAAUGGCCAUGAAGGAGCGCAGGGAGAGUGGGAGGGCAUGGCAGAGGACUCUGAGGGAUGGAGGCGUCAACUGCAGCAGUUACUGCAGGAGCAGGGACAUGAACUCCAGCAGGUUCCAAUACCCCAGCACCUCUAGCCCAACGUGUUCAAGGUACUCUGAGGGACCUGGAGCAGCAGUUGGCUGGGAAGCGUGUGCUACAAACUCGAGCAAUGGCCCUGGCCACUUUGCUGGCUCUGGGGACUCGAGCAACGGGAAUGCCUAUCUCCUUCCUGGUGGUCCAAUCCUCCAAUCGGGCAACGACACAUAUGGGGAGUGGAACAAGUCGAGCUACUACCAGAAUAGCAACUUUUCCACCUGGGAUAUUGGGUCCUCCAGCAACAAGCAUUGGUCUGACACCGGUGAUGCUCAUUUGGGCACAUCCGAGCCUGGCACUGAAUCAGACAAGGAAAACAAGGUGCAGGACACUGCUAGGGGUACCGGGAUGGAGCUCGUGUUGUACACUCCCCCGAAACCACUUCCGAUCAAUGAUCGAUCGGAGCAGCCUAAGGCUGAAAAUGGGCCCUCUGAAAAUGGGUCAGACGACAGGCAGGUGUGUAACAUUAGCAGGUGA
Ostreobium quekettii is the source of this 2358-nucleotide messenger RNA. The record is from the annotation of a GenBank genome assembly. Lineage: Eukaryota; Viridiplantae; Chlorophyta; Ulvophyceae; Bryopsidales; Ostreobiaceae.